Messenger RNA from Misgurnus anguillicaudatus (oriental weatherfish), 3087 nucleotides. It is a transcript of the gene cgref1, whose product is annotated as cell growth regulator with EF-hand domain 1. Lineage: Eukaryota; Metazoa; Chordata; Actinopteri; Cypriniformes; Cobitidae. The record is from RefSeq and is a predicted model, not a curated record. Gene Ontology annotation, molecular function: calcium ion binding.
AGCGACGCACUGAGUCGAACCUAUUGCAGUGUCAGCGCAUCUACGUGGCGAUGAUAAUAUUUGAGGUGCGAAGGAGGAGCACAAAUCUAUUCAGGGCGAGACACGUCCACGGAAUCCACGUGUGGGCUGUCACAAAAGAAAACACGCGGGGUUGUGAUGCUUUCAUCAGCCCGGGUGGGAUUUACAGAACGCAUCAUGGAGAGACCGCUGACUGCUACCGAGCGAGGUUUGCGAACCAGCGGAGCAGUGAACAUGAUCAUUGCAAGGCUUUUGUUUCUGUUCAUCCUGCCUUUAUUAAGUAUGGGUGCUCCACAAGUCCAAAGCAUCACCAGUGAUGACAUCCUUACACCAGAGCUUGCUAAUCCAUUUGGACCGGGGGAAGACAAUCGCAGGCUUCUCCAAAGCUACAUCAAGAGCAAAUUAAAGGAUGGACAGACCACUCCAGAACUCAACACAAGGGAACAAGAGGUGUUUUUCCUGUUCUCCUUGUUUGAUUAUGAUAGAAGUGGACAGAUGGACGGUCUUGAAUUGAUGCAGCUUUUGACAGAUUUUCUAUCUUAUCAUUCAAUAAUGCCAAAGUCAACAGACUCUGUAGUGUCUUUAGUGGAUUACCUUUUGCAAACUCAGGAUCUAAACCAGGAUGGACUACUGGCUCCCUCUGAGCUGCUAUCACCGCCCAUUCUUGACCAUCAGCAAGAAGACAACAUUGUGCCUCCUGAUGUCCAAGCUGAGCCAGUGGAGACAACAAACCGAGAGCAAGCAGAUGCCAUAACAAAGGGCGGAGAUCCUCAAACUCACCAAGAAGAGGCAGAUGUCCAGGACAACAAAGACCCUAAACAGGAACAGCUAGUAGAGAAUGAGAAUGAAACACAACCAGCUCAACAACGGGCCGAGGAACAUGCAGAUCUUAACCAUAUACCAAAAACAGAACAACAGGAUGAACCACAGCCACCAGAAGAUAACUUACAAGUUUAAGAAAAACAUGCCAGUUUAUCAAGGGUAUCUGGAGACAAUGCCAAACUCAUGCAUCUUAAACCAGCCAUACAUUAGAAACCAAAGUUUGUCAUGUUCUCACAUGCAGGGAAGAGCGGGGCACAAAGGCUUUUCGGCAUUCACUCAAAAAUAUUUAAGUUAGAUUAAUCUUUUUGUUUUACGUAAUCAACACACACAUCUCUGCUACAAAUGAACACUUAAAAGUUGGUUUGUGGGACCUACCGUUAUUGUACACGAAAGUGACAAGAGUGCAAACGUUACAACUUACCCCAUAGGUGGGGUUUAUUGUAACACUUGCUAAAACACUUUUGUUGAAACAUAAUUCAAUAAAAUUCUGUCAAUGGAGAUAAUGUUUAUAUAUCUGCCUAUAAUAGAUAUCCACACAUUCAUCCAUCCAUGAUCUUUCAUUUAACCGUCCUUGUAUUAUGCAUCAAUGCAUAAAGAUUUUUCUUAAAGGGCUGCACAGUUAAGACAAAAAAAUAAUUGUUAUUUUUCCUGAAUGAUAUUGUAUUUAAUAAUAAUUAAUAGUAUUUAAAUAGUUUUCAUUUCAUUAUCAUUGUAUACCCGAGGCUGAAUUGUAACACUGUGUUACAACUAACCCCGCUGUGUAAAAUUAUUUUCAAUCCCAGCUAUCAGUUUCUAGGAGUUAAGUUUCAAAAUGGUGUUGUGUUUUAGGUAACAAGACAGUGAUUAAAAUAAUAACGUUGGAUUAGUGCACAGCAAACUCAGAAAUCGAAUAAACAAGAAAUUUACGGUAACACUUUACCAUAAUCAUGACAUGACAAGUGCUAUGAACAUGAAGGAGAUCUUAUGCACAAUUGUCAUUAAGUGUUAUUUGUUCAAUUAUGUCAUUUUUAAUGCAAAGAUGACAUUGUUUGAAUUGUCUUUGUUAUGACAAAUUGACAAACCAAUAUGAUAACUUGUCAUAAACAUGACAUAGCAGAAUAAUAAAAAAAUAAUAUUCAAUUUAAAUACCUUAACAAAAUGCAAGACACGUCAAAAUAUUAUACUUAACUUUAUGUAUGUGCACAAGUUGUUAUAUGGACCCAACGCUGCAUGGCUUAACCCGUUAUUGUACUUUUUCAUUUAAUUUUAGGUGAAUCGGUCUCCAAAUGCAAUAAAAUAUUAUUUAUUUUAAUUAUUAUUAUUGAAUGAUUUUAUUUGUUAAACAAAUGGUGGACUUUAAAAAAAAACAUUAUGAAAUGAAGAAUAUUCAUGAAGUGGUUAUAAAACUAUUUGACAGUAUUAAUACUUAAUGACAUUUUAAUGACAAAUUAUAUUUGUACCACUGUAGUUGAGGUCAAGAAAAAUAAUCAUAACGCGGUUAAAAAACUAUAUGACAGUAUUAACACUUAAUGACAUUGACAAAUUCAAUUUGUAUCACUGGUAAAAAGUGGUCAGUUAUGAUGUAUUGGUUAAUGUCAAGUUGUCAUGAUAAUGAACAAAUGACACUUAAUGGCAUGUAUAAAAUCUCCAUGUUCAUAGCACACGUCAUGUCAGUCUUAUGAACACCCCUUCAAGUGUUACAAACUGUUGUAAAAACUUUACAAAUUCACAGGAGAUCAUCUUCUGAGAGUAAGAGAAAGACCAAAAUGUACAAAUAUGUAAAGAAGUAGUGUUAUAAUUAACCCUGGGUUACUUUGUGCCCCGCUCACCCCAUUGUACAACCAUAAAUUAUUAUUACUAGGAAAGCAGUUUUAAAAAGCAUGCGUUAUUAACCCACCUGAGCCUUGCAAGUUCACCAGAUCACGUCAUUCAAAUCAGAUUCCACAAAAAGUGGUUUGGAAUUUCAGCACCCAACCACUAGAUUUAAUGUGUUCAAACUAUGCAAACCCAGAAAGUAAAACUAGUCAAUGCCAAGAUCAAAUUACUAUUAUUAAGGUUGUGUACCCAACUUGGUGCAUAAGGUUUCAUGCCUUAUUUUUUUUAAAACCCCUUUGAAAAUAAUUGUAUGCAGUGCAUAUGGAGCAUAAGUAAUUCUAACAAUGAUGCUAAAACCGGUUUGUUUGCUACCUGUAAAACUGAAGAUUUGAAUGGAUCAGGAUGUAAAUUUUGUUGCAUGUUUUAACUUAAUUAAACUUGAAACAGAAAAUG